This is a messenger RNA of Labrus bergylta (ballan wrasse), 1293 nucleotides long. RefSeq names its product sideroflexin 4 (gene sfxn4). Gene Ontology annotation, cellular component: mitochondrial inner membrane. Gene Ontology annotation, molecular function: monoatomic ion transmembrane transporter activity. The record is from RefSeq and is a predicted model, not a curated record. NCBI's taxonomy places the organism in Eukaryota, Metazoa, Chordata, Actinopteri, Labriformes, Labridae. Gene Ontology annotation, biological process: monoatomic ion transport; mitochondrial transmembrane transport.
CUGAACACAUGGUUUCAGACGGAAGUAGAGUUUCUUCUAACAGGGACUUGACCUCCUGAAGCGCUUAAUAUGUAUACCAGUUCAAUGUAAUAGCGUAAGCUGAAAGGUUUUGUUUGUUUUUUGGAGGCGUACAGUCGUUCUAAUGGAUCCUAAUCUGCUGUAUUGGAAACACGAGGGACAGUCUUUUGUCAGUCGACUGCGGAUCUGGUUUAAUCUCCUUGAUCCGUCUACCCUGCUUUCCUCUGAUACUGAAAUACAGAAGGCCUACGCUCUUCUUGGAAGGGGAGAGAAACUCAAUGAAGAGGAUGGACAUGCACUGAACCUCUCACUAUCUUCUGUCCACGCUGAUACUGGAGAUAGCCUCCCACUAGUUUUCCGUCCUCCAGCAUUCCUGCCAAUGUUGGUUCCUCUGGUGGUUGCCAGUUUUUUGCCACACAGCGGUGUCAAACCAGCUCUUUUUUGGCAGUUUAUGCUGCAAAGUUACACGGCAGGGUUUAACCAUGCAAACAGAAACUCAUCAUCAGAGCAGGGUAAGAAGACGUCUUUAAAGCAGCUUCUGUUACUUGCUGGAACAGUUUCCUAUGCAACAUGUGCAGGGGCGCUCCCUCAAAUUUUCAUAAACAGACUUGGCAUAAGAAGUGCAUCACUCCAGACAUUCUUUAGGUCAAUACUACCAAUCCCACUAUCAGCUGCUCUGGCCUUCUUCAGUGUGUCCACUAUCAGAAGUGAGGAGUCAGAAACUGGGAUCCAAGUGUUUGAUUCCAAAGGAAGUCCAGUUGGCCUCUCCAAAGCAGCCGGACAAAAGGCUGUGAGGGAAACGGCAUUGUCGAGAGCAGCACUGUUAGGCUCAACCGCUGCUAUUCCUAACCUUCUGGUUUUGCUUUUAAAAAGAACAAAAGUUUUCAAGAGAAAUACUCUGCUGGCAGUUCCUGUUCGCCAUAUGAGUGUUGCAUUUGUUCUGGGCUUGAUGAUUCCCAUCUCAUUUAGUCUAUUUCCACAACUGGGAAAGAUAAGGAAGGAAAAUGUUGAAGAGGAACUGAAGGCUGCAGCGGUUGAUGGACAGUUAUAUUACCAUAGAGGACUCUGAAUUGUUGCUUUAUAUGGUAGAAAACAUGCUAUUAGUGGAUAGCCUCACAACUACUGUCUCAACAUCAUGCAGCUUAAAAGUAGAAGAAUGCAACAGUCUCAAAAAUCAGCCACUUCUCAGUUUCCAUGUAAAAAGAAUGUGUGUAAAACAUCAAAAUAAGUGAAAAGCUUCUUUCAUAGUAAAUUUAUUAAAUUGAAUAUUAGAUA